GCCCUCGGCUUGCAUCCUGUCCGGAGAAGAUAGCGGGUGGCUACAGAUCUCAUCCAAAGCUGAGGCGUCUGUAUUUCCUAAUUAAAUCAAUUAAACAUUCAUCAGAAUAAGUCCGACAACCGCGAACGAUAAAAACCGAGCACGAUGAUCCGCUUUAUCCUCAUCCAGAAUCGGGCAGGGAAAACCAGGCUGGCCAAGUGGUACAUGCAGUUUGAUGACGACGAGAAGCAGAAGCUGAUUGAAGAGGUUCAUGCUGUAGUGACAGUCCGUGAUGCCAAACACACCAACUUUGUUGAGUUCAGAAACUUCAAGAUCAUUUACAGGCGGUAUGCUGGCCUGUACUUCUGCAUCUGCGUGGAUGUGACGGAUAAUAACCUGGCAUACCUGGAAGCUAUUCACAACUUUGUUGAGGUUCUUAAUGAGUAUUUCCACAAUGUGUGUGAAUUAGAUCUGGUCUUCAAUUUCUACAAGGUGUAUACGGUGGUGGACGAGAUGUUUCUAGCAGGAGAGAUCAGAGAGACCAGUCAGACGAAGGUGCUCAAGCAGCUCCUCAUGCUGCAGUCCCUGGAGUAAACUGUCUGUCAACCAACCAAUCAAACAACAACCAUUGUGUCAGGCUCCGCCCACCCCGCUGCAGCCAAGCCAUAUGAUUUGUGCGUAUGAGUGUUGUCAUGCUGAAAUUCAUCCUCUAACAUUUCACCUUUUUCUUUACACUCGCAUCCACCACAAAGGAUGUUGCCGUUCUGUCCUGCAACUUCAUGAAUUUUCGAGGCAGAUAAGAAUUCGUAAAACUUCCUCGGUUAUGUGACCUGAUUAUAUUUUGGCAUAGCCAGAAUUGAAUUCUUCAGCGAUUUUUAUAGCACACUAGACUUCAGUGUUUCCGACUGGAAGCCUCUCCAAGCCUGUUCAUUAACACUAACACAGAUAAUAGCGUCAUGUGGGCCAAAAAACUGCCAUGGCACGAAAGUGACAGUCAUAUAAUUGCAAGAUUCCGGGGCUGCACUGCAAUAUAGCAUUGAGAAAAACUUGAUGUCCAUUAAAAGAAAUUCCCAUAUAUGUACUAUUAAAAAAAGAAUCAAAUGUUUAAUAUGCUGCACUGCAAAUAAUAAAUUUGUUACUACUUUGUCUUGUUUUCUGGUACCAGUAUCCAUAUAUUGUUAAAAUUCUAAAUACUUAAAGGUGAUAGUUCUUCCUGUUGGUGCAUUUUUUUUUUAUACAUAAGAGCAUUAAAGAUGUUCAUAAUGGUGUUUGCAACAACUAUAGGCACUUUGAGAGUUAAAAAAAACAUACAAGCAAAACAAAAUUAAUAGACCAUUUCAAUAUGGUGAUAUCAUUGGUCCACGAACAGUUCCUGCUUGUCUUAAAACUUUUUCAGAACUGUAAGAGGUGUUCAGUUAUAACUAAUGUUAACACAGCUGUCAUAAAAAAAGAUCAAUAUGGAGCUUUCUGGAUUCAAAAAAGCUUUGAAAAUGAAAGAUCUAAAACAGGAAAUACAUUAGGACCAUUGUUAUUGUGAAGUGAAGUGAUAUAAAUUAAAAUGUAUAUUACUUAAAACAUUACUUUUAAUCCACAGCUUUGGCCAAUUGUAUUUGUUUUGCCUAUUUUUUUUUUUUUUUUACUCUGAAAGUAAUCAUCAACUUAAUCAACCUAAUGGUGAAGAAAAAUGAAGUAGAGAACAAAAUAUUUCCUUACCAUUUACUCGUACUCAAGUGGGUUUAUGAAUCUGUUUCUUCCCCCCACCCAACAUUCUUCAAAAUAUCUUGCUUUUUAUUCAACAGUAGAAGGAACCUCAGAUGGUGGGGAUCAAGUGGAUGGUUAAAAGAAUCAUGAAGGUUAAAAUUAAAAAAUGUUACGACAAAAUCAAAAUAUAAAUGUACAGCAAAAUUUUACUACAAAAUCAAACAUAAAUCAAUAUGUUUAUAUUUACGACAGCCUCCGUUGCUCGCAUCAAAAUGGCGGCUAAAGGAUGGGCUGAAUAUAUGAUUAACGUAAUGUUUUAAAUUGUUUGGGUUAACUAUCGCUUCAAAUUUCCUUCUCAAUGUAUGUUUUGAUGUUAGUACCGGGAAAACAAGACAAAAACACAGCAAGCUUGUUCGCAGUGUGUCAAGUCAAAGUCUGUGAAGGUUGUUUUGUAUUGUGUACAUAUAUGCAUCUAUUUGAAACGUAAUUGUAUGAACUAACCAGUCAUUCCAAUCCUCUAAACCGUGUCAGUUUCUGCUUGUUGUAAUUGCUCAAAGUCUUCUGGCUUUGUGGAGAACUGAAGCCGGCGAUUAGCGAGCGCUUUAGAGAACAAGGCUGAGUGGAAGAAUGAAGCUGGGGGGAAAUGACAAAAGAUGGUCUACUUUUAAUUUCCCCUUUUGUGGCACUGCUUCCCUCGCGCCAAAAAGCUCUAUGGCAACCGCUCAGCCUUGACAAUUCCAUUACAGUUUGGGUCAUACGUUACGAUGAGUUUUUUUGUUUUGUUUUUAUUUUGUACUUGUAUGUUUUAUAUGGUCUUUCUUUUCGUCCCUUCAGCCUUAGUUUGAAGUAUUUAGAUCUGCCUAUUUGUCCCUGCGAGAUUGCAGAUUAAACGCUGAUUUAAGUGUUGUUUCUCUCACGUAUGCGUUUCUGUCAGUGUAUAUAUAACCAUGAAGGUGAAAUAAAACGUACAACUUCAAAUGUG
This is a messenger RNA of Danio aesculapii, 2662 nucleotides long. RefSeq names its product adaptor related protein complex 2 subunit sigma 1 (gene ap2s1). Gene Ontology annotation, cellular component: intracellular membrane-bounded organelle; AP-2 adaptor complex; membrane coat. Gene Ontology annotation, biological process: clathrin-dependent endocytosis; intracellular protein transport. NCBI's taxonomy places the organism in Eukaryota, Metazoa, Chordata, Actinopteri, Cypriniformes, Danionidae. The transcript is spliced from 5 exons. The coding region runs from base 145 to 573 and encodes 142 amino acids. Gene Ontology annotation, molecular function: clathrin-cargo adaptor activity. The record is from RefSeq and is a predicted model, not a curated record.